This is a messenger RNA of Cherax quadricarinatus, 1269 nucleotides long. Its product is annotated as protein N-terminal asparagine amidohydrolase-like. Gene Ontology annotation, biological process: ubiquitin-dependent protein catabolic process. Gene Ontology annotation, cellular component: nucleus. The record is from RefSeq and is a predicted model, not a curated record. Lineage: Eukaryota; Metazoa; Arthropoda; Malacostraca; Decapoda; Parastacidae. Gene Ontology annotation, molecular function: protein-N-terminal asparagine amidohydrolase activity.
GAUUCGUUCUGACAUAGGGAGAUAUGGUUAUAGUAAUUGAAGGAGUUGCCUUAAUCAAGUGUCCGAAAUCUACAGAUGAAUUCUAUAGCAAUUACCCUAGCAUUGUUGAAACUGGAUAUAAUUUUGCUCACCAAAAUUUGAAAGUGGUAGAACCAGAGUUUUCCUUGUAUAUAUCACAAGGUGAAUUUGGUGUUGUGCCUGGAACAGAUUCAAAGAUUAAGAUAAUAGGUUCUGAUAGUGCCACUACUUGUCACAUUGUUAUCAUCAGACACCCAGCUGGAACUGUUGCUCUAGCUCACUUUGAUGGUAGUAAAAAUGAAGUGGCAGCCAUUAAUGCCAUGGUUGAGAAGAUCACAAAUAUUGAGAGAGGUUCAGAUGGACUUCAGUUGUAUGUUGUUGGAGGAUAUAUGCCAGAGAAAGGUAGUAAAGAGGCCUCUAAAAAGGAAGCUGAACAUCUUUCAUUGAAAAUAUUGGCUAUGUUGAUCAGUCAUAAGUGUUUAUUCAAAGUCUCCUUGUGGUGUACCUGUCGUUUAAACACAAUGGAGGGAAGCAGUGGACCACAGCCAAUUGUAUAUGGUGUGGGUGUAGAAGUGUUGACUGGAUCUAUAUUUCCUGCAUGUUUUAAAUCACACGAGCCAAACUUGCCUCUCAGAUCAGCUUCUCGCUGGAUUUCUGGGGACAAAAAAUUGUAUGACAUAUAUGACCAUCUUUCUGGAACAAUAAGUAUUGAUCCUUUUUAUUAUUCAGGUAUGGAUUGGUUCAAUGUAUAUCUUCAGCUUCCAGAUGAUCUGUUAUUAAGAAAUUUUUCUACUUCUCCAAAAGUUGAGCCUCCUGAAUUUUGUCAGGAUCUUAGGAAAGUUUUUAAAAUUUUUGUGGAUCAUCCUAACCCACAGGAAACACUCUUUCCUGGCAAGAAAUCUAAAAAGUAUAUAAUUAAUUCAAAUGGAAUCUGGGAAUCGGUGCAGGGACAAUGAUAAAACAAAUUAAUAUUGGGAAGGAGAGUGAGGAAUAACUUGAAAUAAAUGUUCACCUGUAAAAUGUGUGGAUAUAAUCGAGGUGUUUGUGUUUACCUUUUUUUCACGGUUGCUUUAUACCGAGUUUCAAAAUUUUGCCUUUAUAAAUGAAAGUUUAAGGUUUAACAAAUAUGAAUGUGUAAUCUAUGGACUUCUUCUAAUGAUAUUAAUUUGCAUGUUGUUUACAGUGUAAUGGCAUAAAAAUAGUGCAAUAAAAUUGUAAUUACUUGAUCAAAUAUUUCUUGAAAAUUGUGCA